Messenger RNA from Chrysochloris asiatica (Cape golden mole), 1222 nucleotides. It is a transcript of the gene CCNB2, whose product is annotated as cyclin B2. Gene Ontology annotation, molecular function: cyclin-dependent protein serine/threonine kinase regulator activity. The coding region runs from base 14 to 1210 and encodes 398 amino acids. The record is from RefSeq and is a predicted model, not a curated record. Gene Ontology annotation, biological process: mitotic cell cycle phase transition; regulation of cyclin-dependent protein serine/threonine kinase activity. Gene Ontology annotation, cellular component: cytoplasm; nucleus; cyclin-dependent protein kinase holoenzyme complex. NCBI's taxonomy places the organism in Eukaryota, Metazoa, Chordata, Mammalia, Afrosoricida, Chrysochloridae. The transcript is spliced from 9 exons.
UUCCUGGAUCCUAAUGGCUCUGCUCCGACGCCCGACGGUGUCCAGUGAUGUGGAAAAUAUUGACAAAGAAAUUAAUUCUAAAACUAAGAGUCAUGUGACGAUUAGACGGGCAGUUUUAGAAGAAAUUGGAAAUAGAGUUACAAGCAGAGCAACACAAGUAGCUAAGAAAGCUCCGAACACUAAAGUACCAGUUCAAACCACCAAAACAACAAAUGCCAAGAAACAACUGAAACCUACUGCUUCUGUGAAACCAGUACAGAUGGAAAUGUUGGCUCCAAAGGGUCCAUCUCCCCUCCAUGAGGAUGUCUCCAUGAAGGAAGAGAAGCUGUGUCAAGCUUUCUCUGAUGCCUUGCUCUGCAAAAUCGAGGAUAUUGACCAUGAAGAUUGGGAGAACCCUCAGCUCUGCAGUGACUAUGUGAAGGACAUCUAUCAAUAUCUGAGACAGCUUGAGGUUCUGCAAUCCAUAAAGCCACAUUUUUUAGCUGGCAGUGAUAUCAAUGGACGCAUGCGUGCCAUCCUGGUGGACUGGCUGGUGCAAGUUCACUCCAAGUUUAGGCUUCUACAGGAGACACUGUACAUGUGUAUUGCCAUCAUGGACCGCUUCCUGCAGAUUCAGCCAGUCUCUCGUAAGAAGCUUCAACUGGUUGGCAUUACUGCUUUGCUCUUGGCUUCCAAGUAUGAGGAGAUGUUUUCUCCAAAUAUUGAAGACUUCGUUUAUAUCACAGACAAUGCUUAUACCAGCCCCCAAAUCCGAGAAAUGGAAACUCUAAUUUUGAAAGAAUUGAAAUUUGAAUUGGGUCGACCCUUGCCCCUGCACUUCUUAAGACGAGCAUCGAAAGCUGGGGAGGUUGAUGUUGAACAGCACACUUUAGCCAAGUAUUUGAUGGAGCUGACUCUCAUUGACUAUGACAUGGUGCAUUAUCACCCUUCUAAGAUAGCAGCCGCCGCUUCCUGCUUGUCUCAGAAGAUUCUAGACCAAGGAAAAUGGAGCUUAAAGCAGGAAUAUUACACUGGAUACACAGAGAGCGAAGUACUGGAAGUCAUGCAGCACAUGGCCAAAAACGUAGUGAAAGUCAACGAAAACCUAACGAAAUUCAUCGCCAUCAAGAAUAAGUAUGCCAGCAGCAGACUGCUGAAGAUUAGCACCAUUCCACAGCUGAACGCCAAAGCCAUCAAAGACCUUGCCUCACCGCUGAUGGGAAGACCCUAGACUGUGGUGGCC